CCGUACAACGAGACAACACGCAGGCGCGUUUCUCUUCAUGCCGAGUCCAGCAAUGGCGUCCUCCUUGUGGAUGUGCAGGUUAUGUAUGAGAGGAUGGAGGAGUACUUUGAACAGCAUAGAGAGACUGAAUUUCACGUCGUGGAGACAGACAAGCUCAAGUAAUGUAGCUGUUAAAAAAGAAACAACACGCCGGAAAGACGAACUUGCAGAACCUGUUGAUGAAAGAAAAUCGUUUUAUAUGCUUCAAGAAGAAAGGCAGGAACAAGCAGAACGGUCUGUUCUUAUAAGCUGCUCUCACAAAAUCACUGAAAAAAGGUUUCUGAACUAUUUAUCAAGACAUGGAGAUAUCAAUACCUUCUUCUUCUAUGAAAGUUUUGGUGUGUACGCCGUGGUGGAAUUUUCUAAGAAAGAAAGUGUUGCAUCACUUCAGGAUGGAGCCAGCAUCCCCAGUAUUGAGCAUGAAGCGACUGUCCCUUUCAAGUCUAGACUUCUUUCACUUAAAUUAAAUAACCCUGUUGACCAGUCAGGUUCCCAGCCAUCUGUACAGUGCCUACCACAAUCUCCUGUUCCUAUCAGUGAACUCAUUCAGAAGCUCUCCAAAGCAGACAGUAUAGACCAACAAUUAUACACCCUUACAGAUACCUACGAGUUGACUGAGGAAAGCAUUCGGCUGCGCUUUUUAGUUUGCUCUUUACUGAAGGACAUUGCAGCAGCAUACUUUCCAGAAUGCACAGUGAGGCCGUUCGGCUCCACUGUAAACCAGUUUGGGAAGCUAGGUUGUGACUUGGAUAUGUUCCUGGAUUUGGAUGCCAUCAGUGGCAGGAAUUUAAAGAAGACAGCAGGCGCCUUCUCCCUGGAGUACCAGAUGAAGAGGGUUUCCUCCGAAAGAGCCGCCACGCAGAGCAUCCUGUCAGUAAUUGGGAAGUGCAUUGAGCAGUUCGGUCCUGGGUGUGUCGGGGUGCAGAAGAUCCUCAAUGCCCGCUGUCCGCUGGUCCGCUUUGCUCACCAGCCCUCUGGCUUCCAGUGCGACCUGACGGCCAAUAACAGGAUUGCCUUGAAGAGCUCGGAGCUGCUCUACCUGUACGGGAGCCUGGACCGGCGGGUCAGAGCCCUGGUGUUCAGCGUCCGCUGCUGGGCUAGAGUUCACGGCAUCACCAGCAGCAUCCCGGGAGCCUGGCUCACCAACUUCUCCCUCACCGUGAUGGUCCUCUUUUUCCUGCAGAAGAGAAACUCUCCUGUCAUACCCACCCUCGACAGACUGAAGGAGCUAGCAGGACCCAUGGAUAAAGUUACCAUUGAAGGGAACGACUGCACUUUUGUUAGCAACCUCAGCAAGAUUAAUGUACCAGAAAACACAGAAACCUUAGAGCAUCUUCUUCAGGAAUUCUUUGAAUUCUAUGCAAACUUUGCCUUUGGUAGAUUGUCCAUCAACAUAAGAAAGGGUAAGGAGCAGAACAAGCCAGAUGCCUCCCCCUUGCACAUCCAGAACCCCUUUGAACCAUCUCUCAACGUCAGCAAGAAUGUGAACCAGACCCAGCUGGAGAGGUUUGUGGAGCUGGCCAAGGAGAGCUCCUGGAUCCUGGCGCAGGGUGAAUCGAGGAGCCCCUCCAGGACUGGGGACCAAGCCUGGGGCCUGGCUGCUCUCCUGUUGCCCUCCGUCUCCCAGCCGGGAAAGAGCCGGAAGAGGAGGAAAAGGGAGCCUGCCAGUGAAAGGAUAAAGAGCCUGCUGGAGUCUCUAAAGACCAAUAAGUUACAUGGCAAAACUACUGGAAAUACAGUGAGCAGUGAGAGGACAGUUCCUAACAAGUCCCACUAGAGGGCACUGUGGAAAUUAUUUCCCUUCCCUACACUGUGUAUUGAAGCCUCUCCUGAUAGGAUAGGAGAAAAACUAGAUAUGUCAAGGCAAACUGUUCUGCACCUUCACCGGACAGGUUUGCAUAUAGAAGAAGAAUACCCGAAGUCUUAAAAAGUUUUAAGAUUUUAAAUUUUCUUCUUCAGUGGAUUGCCAUGACUGAUUUGUAUGUUUUUUUAUGGUUUCCAUACGUGUAUGUUUGUACAGAAAAUAUUCAUUUUACGAGAAGGCAUGCAUAUAGAGAGACUCUCCCAUGCAUACUUUUAUAAGCUUCCACAAAAAAUAAAUACCAGCUUUUAUUAAUCAGUUAUAGUACUCUUGAGAUUAUCUUGAAACAUAAUUAGGGAUGUGCAAAAAAAAAUGAAUAUUUCAUGAAACUAAAAAAAGCGUUCAGGAGCAUGAAAGACUGUAAACCCAUUUGUCUUUACUAAUUUGUUGGUAUCUUGAUUAACAGGUUUCUCUGGUAGGAAAACAUGACUUAAAAUGACCUGUAUAAAACAAGGUGUAGUAAUUUUGUUUUGAUAUGUACCUAUAAUGCUGUACAGCAAUUCUACAGCAAUUCUAUAGUUUUUGAAGCUUACAUUGGCCAGACACAUCUAAUUCUCAAGGACCACAUAAGUUUUACCAGACCAGGCUCCACAGUUUUUCAGUAUUUGGUAAACAUUCCCAGUGUUGUCUUUCAGGGAGCUGCAGAAAUAAACUUUUGCACAUGUCCGUACAUUUUUUAAUUGGGUGUUCAGAUUGCAAACAAGACUUUCUAGCUUUGGGGUUUCUGUAGACUUUGUGGGGCUGCCUGUGGUUUUCUUUGUUUGAACUUCCUCUGAUGUAUUCUAGUGUGUAAACAAAAUAAGAGGCAUUUGUUCCACUAAACAAAUUCUGAGCAUAAAAAUCUUGUUUUUACAUAUUGUUGUAUUUAAUGUAAAAUGUCAAACUUUCUUAUUGCAAGUUGAAACGCUCAUGGGAGCUGAGCAAUUCCCUUUAAAAACCUAAAUUAAUUUGCUGCAAAAAAGGGAAUAUUUGUUGCCUAAGCCUUUCAAAAACUGUGAUGUGUAGUUAUGUGUGGAUAAACUAGCUGUUAAGUAAUUGGCCUAUGGAGUUGACUAUUUCAAGAAUAGAUAUUAAUUGCUGUUCAAACAGUGUUCUCUUAACAGUAAUUGAGCAGUUGUUUUAAUACAGCAACAAAUACUAAUCAUAUAUUAAAUUAUACUGUAGUUUCAUUAGGGUAACUAUAUUAUAAAAUUCUGUACCUUGUUGUAAAAUUGUUUCCCUAGGGAGAUCCUUUAUGGAGUCAUUUAGCUCCAAAAGAGUAAAUGACUCUAUGGUGUAUGAAGAUGUUUUAGAAGAAUCACUGCAUUGAAAACACGCAUAGUUGCACUGUUUCUCAGCUUAGUAUGAUGCAAGUUUAACAAUUAAAAUCCCUUUUGUCAUCCCA
Molecule: messenger RNA, 3284 nt
Organism: Lepisosteus oculatus (spotted gar)
Lineage: Eukaryota; Metazoa; Chordata; Actinopteri; Semionotiformes; Lepisosteidae
Gene: mtpap
Product: mitochondrial poly(A) polymerase
Cellular component (GO): mitochondrion
Molecular function (GO): poly(A) RNA polymerase activity
Source: RefSeq, a predicted model, not a curated record